AUGACAAAAGGAAAUACAAUAUUGAUAGAUCAUAUUAAUACGACUAUUAUAAAAGAUGAAGAAGAAAAAAAAGAAAUGGUUCCAGGAGAUCACUGUUCAAAUUCAUCAACACCACUCUCUUAUAAUGAUGAACCCAACAAGUUAAGUAAUAAAGAAAAAAAGAAAUUAGAAUAUCAAAAAAGAAUACAAAAGAAAAAAGAGAAACAACUUAAAAAAGUUCAGAAACUAAUUACAAAAACACAAUCAGGAUCUUUAAGUUAUUUGAAGAAUAAUAUUGUUAGUUCGUCUGUAUUUAAUAAAUUAAUAGAUGAAAAAAAGAAAGAGGGAAAAAAUAAUGACGCAAAUAUGAACAGUGAUAAUAUAAAUGACACAAAUGAUAUAUAUAAUAAUAAUAAUAAAAAAAAGAACAAAAAAAAUAAGAUUAAAAAUAAUAAUAUGAAUAAUAUGAAUAAUAUGAAUAUACAAGAAUAUUCUUCUGAAUCAUCACUUGAAAAACAUAAAGGAAAAAAUGAUUUAUGCUCUCACUUAGAAAAUAUAUCAAAAAAAAAACUGAUAAAAAAAUUAAAAAAUAAAAAUAAACAUGCCAAGGAAAUUGAAAAAAAAAAUCUAUUCAAAAAAAUACAAGAACUCAAAUUAAAUAAUACAGAACAAAAAAAUUUAAUGAUACCUUUUGAUAUAAAAAAUAUAUCGAAAAAUAAUGAACACUUAGACAAACUUCUAAAAACAUACGAAGAAUUAAAUAUUGAAUUACCACAUUAUUUAAAAAUAAUUAAAACGAAGAUAGAGAAAAAAAGGAAACGAUAUCUUGACAAAAUUGAAUACCUAAAGGAAGAAAAAAAUGUACAAGAAAAAGAAACUAUUAAAAGUGAAGAAGAACAAUGUGAUAUAAAAAAAAAAAAUAAAAUUAAUAGUUUUAAAGAACAAUCACAAAAUUAUAUAGAAACGAAUAAUAUCGAUGAAACGUAUACGGAUCAAAAUACUAAUAUUUUAAAGUCUGAAUCUAGUGAUGAGGACUAUAAAAAAAUGAAUUCCCACAAUAAUUACCAUGACAGUGAUAUGGAUGAUGAAAGUAUUUCUUCAUAUCAUAACAGUGCAGAGGAAAAAGAAAAGGAUUUAAAUAAAAAUAUAAAUAACAACAAUAAUAAUAAUAAUAGUAAUAUAUGUAAUGAUGAUAAAAGAAAAGUGUGUUAUAAAAAUAUACAGGUGAACCGAAAAGAACAUAUUGAUAAAGUUAGGUUAUCUCUUCCAGUAUUAGAUUAUGAACAAGAAAUUAUAGAAGCUGUCUUAAAUUAUGAUGUAGUUUUUAUUAACGGAGAUACUGGAUGUGGUAAAUCAACACAAGUACCUCAAUUUUUAUAUGAAUAUGGUUUUACCUCAAAUAAUUAUUUUAUUGGUAUCACUCAACCAAGAAAAAUAGCUGUCAAAAGUAUUUGUAAUAGAUUAAACGUUGAACUAAAUGAAGAAAUUUGUGGUUAUCAAAUUAGAUUUGAAAAAUCGUAUUUUUUAAAACAGAGUAAAAUGAAGGUUAUGACAGAAGGUAUUUUAUUAAAAGAAAUUAUGAGUGAUUUUAUUCUAUCAAAAUAUAGUGUUAUCAUUCUAGAUGAAGCACAUGAAAGAAGUAUAAAUAUGGAUAUUAUUUUAGGAAUCUUAUCUAUAAUUUGUAAUAUUAGAAAUGAUAAUUAUUAUAAUUUCAAAUCAGAUAUUAUUCCUAUCAAGAUUAUAAUAAUGUCUGCAACUAUUAAUGAUAAUAAUCUUUUUAAAAAUAAAAUCUUCCAAAAUUAUACUACUGUAAAUAUUCCAACUCAAAAAGUACCAGUUGUAGAUCACUUUCUUUCUUAUACACCUAAAGAUUAUGUUGAAGAAGCAAAAAGAAAAAUUAUUCAAAUACAUAAAAAGCUUCCACAGGGUAGUAUUUUAGUUUUCUUAACAAGCCAAGAAGAAAUAUAUCGUUUAUAUAAUAUGCUAUCAAAUUUAAAAAUAACCAAUUUGAAGUGUGAGGAACAAGGAGAAAAUAAAAUUAUGGACGAAGUUAAUUUUGAUGUAUUUGAUUUAAGUGAAGAUGAGCAAAAUAAGGAUGAAAAGGUAAGUUUGUUUUUUAGAGAAACUGAUGAAAAUAAAGAGAAGAAAAUUUUGUUCGACGUAUCAGAGGAAGAGGAUAGUGUCGACAGUGAUAAUAAUAAUAAUAGUGAUGAUAAUAAUAAUAAUAGUGAUGAUCAUAACAAUAGUGAUGAUCAUAACAAUAGUGAUAAUAAUAAUAAUAGUGAUGAUGAUAACAAUAGUGAUGAUAAUAACAAUAGUGAUGAUCAUAAUAAUAGUGAUGACCAUAACAAUAGUGAUGAUAAUAAAAAAAAAAAUAUUAUUAUAAAUACAAACAAAUUAAAUAAUAAUACAAAAAAAACCUCCAGCAUUUGGAAAGGAAGUGAUGGCUCAGGUACCCUAAAAGUUUUUAAAUUGUAUUCUAAUUUGCCAAUGAAAGAACAAAUGAAAUUAUUUCAUAACCCUAAAGAAAAUGAACGUAUAUGUAUUUUAAGUACUAAUAUUGCUGAGACAUCACUUACACUACCAAAUAUACGUUAUGUUAUAGACUGUGGUAAAGAAAAAAGAAAAAUAUAUUCAAAUUUAAAUGAUUAUUCAUAUUAUAUAAUUGAUAAUAUUAGUAAAUGCUCAGCUAUACAAAGAAAAGGUAGAGCUGGUCGAAUUUUAUAUUUAUUAAAAAAAAAUAAAAAGAAUAAAAAAAAAAUGGAAAAUGAAAAAGGACAUGUAUAUAAAUUAUAUUCAUCUAAUUAUUAUAAUUAUUUUUUUAAAAAUGAUAAUGAUUAUCCAAUAUUAAAUUAUCCUCUCGAUUCUUUAAUUUUAUAUUUAUUAAGUUUUAAUAUAAAAAAUGUUGAAAAUUUCCCUUUUAUUAAUAAACCUGAUAAAUCUAAAUUUAUUGAAGCAAAAAAAAGAUUACUAUAUCUUAAUUGUAUUCAUUUUGUAUAUAAAGAUAUUCAAUUCCUUUUUAAACACAUAGAUCCAAAAAAAUGCCUAAAAAAUAGUAUACAAUUUCAUAUAAACAAAUUUAAUCCUCAUAAUAAAAAAGAUGGAAUAACAUUGACAGGAAGUUUUAUAUUAUCAUUACCAAUAAGUACCAGAUAUGCUAAAAUAUUUACAGAUGUUUGCUUAAAAUCAUUAGCUAUGAAACAACUACAUACCAUACCACUAGCAGCAUUAUUAGUUUCUUCUUUAUACCUCGAAUCUAUCUUUUCCUAUGAUUAUAAACUUAAAAUGAAAUAUAUAAAAAAAAAAAAAACAAAAAAUAAUAAUAAUAAUAAUAAUAAUUUAACACUUCAUCAUCAUAAAGAAGAAGAAGAAAAAAAAAAAAAAAAUCAUAACAAUUUGAUAAACUUAUUUUUAGUAAACAAAAAAAAUGAAAAAGACACAUACACACACAGUGAUGAUGAUGAUGAUGAUGAUGAUACAUUAUCAAGUUCUAAUAAUGAUAUCUCUGAUGAUAAUCAUAAUAAUUUUAUAAAUAACAUCAAUAUUGAUGAGCUCGAAAAUUUUAAAGAACAGUUUGAUAAUGAUAUACUUUUUUAUUUAAAUAUUUGUAUAAAAUUUUAUUUUUCAAAAGACAGAAAUACAACAUGUCAAAUUAUGCAUCUUGAUAAAAAAAAAAUGAAUGAAUUGUUAAAAUUAUCAAAUCAUUUAUUAAAAAUUAUAAAUUAUAAAUUAAAUAUAAAUAUAUCUUUAGAUAUGUUAGAACAAAAUAUUUCUGAUAUCUCAAAAAAUAUUAUUCAUUAUGCAGUUAUACAAGGAUUCAUUGAUCAUCUAGCAAUUCGUUCAGAUCUGGUUCAUAAUGAAUAUGCAAGAAAUCAAAAUAUUAAUUAUAAUAAUAAAAAGGCAUAUAUAACUCAAAAUAUGAAUAUACCCAUAUAUAUAAAUUCAACGUCUGUAUUAUAUAACAACAGACCUUAUCCUAAAUACAUUCUUUACAACUACAUCACAAAAAACAGAAACUCCUAUGUUAUGUUUGACUGUUUAAAAAUCAACGAUUCAGAAUUAGGAAGUAUUACUAAUGUUUGUAUUUUUAUAAAUGAAUAUGAAAAAAUCCCACCAGCAAAAUAUGAUAAAGAUAAUGAUAAAAUUAUUGUUUAUAUAAAACCAUUAUAUCUACCUUCUUCUCAUUACUUAUCUAUAACAGAUAAAGAAUUAAAUGAAAAAGAUUUUCUUUUUUAUAAUUAUUUUGCAUUAUUUAUAUUAGAUGGAUCCAUGUUUUUAAAAAUGACAAAAUUUCAAAUAUUCUAUUCACAUACAACCUACGAUAUAAUUAAUUCUGCGCAAGAAAAUAUUAAAAGCUUUAUCGAAGCCUUAAAAAAUGCCCAAAUAAAUAAUAGGGCUUCCUUAAUAACUAAAUGGAAGGAAGAUAGGGACUUUCUGAAAGACGAAUUUUUAUCCUUGAUUGAAAAAAAAUUUAAUAAAAAUCAAAAUGAUUUUUUUAAUAAUAAUUGGCCACCCUUGGAUUAA
This is a messenger RNA of Plasmodium gaboni, 4503 nucleotides long. Its product is annotated as putative DEAD/DEAH box ATP-dependent RNA helicase. Gene Ontology annotation, cellular component: nucleolus; intracellular anatomical structure. Gene Ontology annotation, molecular function: RNA binding; ATP binding. The record is from RefSeq and is a predicted model, not a curated record. The transcript is spliced from 3 exons. Lineage: Eukaryota; Apicomplexa; Aconoidasida; Haemosporida; Plasmodiidae. Gene Ontology annotation, biological process: maturation of SSU-rRNA from tricistronic rRNA transcript (SSU-rRNA, 5.8S rRNA, LSU-rRNA). The coding region runs from base 1 to 4503 and encodes 1500 amino acids.